UAAAAAAUGAAGCAUCUAUAAAGCACGUAGACAAAGAAAAUAAUAAAAUAAUCGGGUUUGACGGGAUCACGGUGACGCCACCCGCACUGGAAUAUACCCCUCUUUUUUUAUCUGCUUUUCCCGAAAACUAUAAAUACUCUAAUCUUCUUUCCCCUCAUUUUCGUGCCCUAGACUUUCUCUUUCCUCAGCCGCAACAUGUCACCCCGCCUGAACUAAUCCAUUUUAGCCCUUCAAAUCGUGCCUCUACUCCACCGGAGCCCCGAUCUUCGCCGCCGUUUGCCUCAGCCCCGCUCUCAAUUCUGUGAAAUCAGCUCGAAUUUGAGAGAAUUCAUUGGGAAUAUCGUUCUAUUCGUGCCUGUUGAUUGAUAUGGAAAUAUUGUUGAAUUUUUUCGGGGUUUUGGCGACUUGGUGUUUCUGGAGGUGAAUGGAAUCGCCGGUGGAGGUGGUUCUCCCGGCAGCGGUUGCGGAGAGGCUCAUGGGAUCACAGGAGGGUUUUGGCAGCGGCGGCGGCAGCGGCGGCGGUGUUGCGAUUGGGGAAGUUCGGUGGCAUGUGCAAGGUGCAUGCAGCUCUGGAGGUAAAAAGGAUGACAUUCAUGCUAUUAAUGUCUCAGCGCCAGCUUUUUUGCGGAAGAUUCCUGAUUCUGAACUUGGUUUGGAGGCCCGUCCACCCUCCAGUUUACACAGUGAUGUUAUUUCAGAUGAACGUGGUUUUGGAAACAUGAAGUCUAUUUCUUCUACUCUAGAUCGAGAUGCUAAACCUAUAGCACAGAACUCUGGUAAAGUGGUAAGAAAAAAUAGUGGAAGCACUAAGAGAUCAGGGAUGGUACAGAUGGAAGUUUCUAAAAGUAAAUCUGGAUUACGUGAUGUGAAAGGAAUUUCUCCCGAGCUUGCUUCAUCAUCUGCAAGCUGCAAUAUAUCAGAGAAAAAUCAACUGGUUAAGGAAAAGAACAGUUCGAUCAGCAAACGUGGCGACAAAAGAAACAGUAAAGCUAAGAACAAGAUAAAAUGUGACUUCUCUCUUAAAAAUGGCUUGAUCGGCUUUAAUUCAGCUGCUGGAGGAAAUAACUUUUUGGGAAUAUAUGGCUUAAAACCUGAUGAGUUUGACAUCACAAAACAUGUCAAUGAGCUGUCUUUAGAUGAGCUACUCCAUGGAAAUUAUGACUGUCCUGUUGCCAAAGACAAAGUAAAAAAAGCUGCAAAUCCGAACACCAGUCUUUUGCAGUCAGUUAGAAGUGCGUGGUCUGUUCUUCAAGCUCCAAAGGUCUCGCCGCCCCAAAAUUGUGGUGAGAUUGAUGGCAGUUGUUUGCGGAAUUUUUCGACUGGCUUGGUUACUGUAAGUUCUGCAAUAGCCCAAACUGAUGGCAACAAAAUAGAUGGCUGCACCGGAGAGCUGCCUUCCUCCGACAAGUUUCUUUUGAAGGCUCAAGAAUCUGAUGAGAAGAUCAAACUUUCUAACAUCGCCGAUUUCCCGCUACACAAACCAAAAGAUGUCUUGGAGUGUCUUGCACUUCCUCCACCGAAGGAUUUGGAUUUGUUACUUUCAGAUACGGGCAAAAACACUUCAUCAUCAAAAAAUAGUACUGAUCAUCGUCCAGGCAAACAAGUUUCUCACAGAACUGGACUUCCACCUUUUCCAUGGUCUCAUUCUUUUUCCGGGCAUAAUAAGUUGGGAUCUGAUGCUGUUAAGUUAUCCACAACCCGGACAAUAUGCCAAGGUAGAUGGGUAAAAGUUAAACCCCCUGCUUUUCAGAAAGGUUCUGCUGACUUACUGACAGACUUUGAAUCUCUGUCAUUUGACCAAAGUUUAGUUCCUUCAUCAAGUUUUACAUCUAAUCAUCCAGCAAACGAAUUUGCUCCAAUUGAAAGGGUUUUAUCUGCUUCCGGUGCAUGCUCGACCUCAAAGAUCAUUGCAGAUGAGCACUCAAUUGCUCGUGCUGCUGCUCAAACACUCUUAGACAUCGCUGCAUUCGCCAAGGGAAAUCCAUGUGCAUCGGUGAAGUCGCUGAAAAGACAUCCCCAGACAGCCAUUAAAGCUUGCAAGUCGAAAGCAAUUGAGCAAUCGGAUAAACUGCUCGAUCAAGCACCAAAAUCAACAAAGAGACCAACAAAUCCUUUAAAAGGUGAAGGGUUUUCAUCCAAGAAGCUCAAACUCUCCACAGACGUAACUACUACUACUAAUGGCUACUACAUCAGUCAUACCGAGCCUGUGAAGAGAGAAACAUUCAAACCACCCCCUAGGAAGGUAUAUAGGGACUCAAAUGCAAAUACAGAUAUUUAUGGUGCCAACAUUGUAAAGAAACCGUUUGCCAUGAAAACCCAGAGGAGAGAAGACAAGCCCGCCAGUAGUAAACCGAAGAUCUGGAAGUCGUUCGAGUAGAGUGGCUAUAAACGUAGAGGCCGCAGCACACAGUUUCUUUCUUUGCUCGUAAAUUGUUAUUUGAUCAGAGUAUUUAGGUGCCGAUAUCAUGUACAAUUGUUAGAUCCUGUAUAUAGUGUCACCAUGUAAAAAGAGAGGUUGUGUUGUGAUAUUUUCAUCCUUUUGUCUUCUUCAUGAGAGACGAGAGUUUCGAGAUGUUGUACUGUUGUACAAUCGUUUUAACGUUUCCGUUGUCUUUGCCUUUGCGCUGGGCAAUGGAAUAUUUAUGAGUUGGUCCCAACUCGAAAAGGUGAGGAAGAUUCAGACAAAAAUGGAGGGGUACUUUGACAAUUUAAAAUCUCUUUACUAGUUUUGCAGUUUUAAACAAAAUGAUUGCUAUCAAAGGCAACAACAAAUGCACAUUUGACGGUUUGUUUUAUGCUAUACUUCGAGAAUUUUAUCGGGU
This is a messenger RNA of Erythranthe guttata (spotted monkey flower), 2822 nucleotides long. RefSeq lists its product as uncharacterized. NCBI's taxonomy places the organism in Eukaryota, Viridiplantae, Streptophyta, Magnoliopsida, Lamiales, Phrymaceae. The record is from RefSeq and is a predicted model, not a curated record.